Messenger RNA from Closterium sp. Naga37s-1, 3765 nucleotides. NCBI's taxonomy places the organism in Eukaryota, Viridiplantae, Streptophyta, Zygnematophyceae, Desmidiales, Closteriaceae. The record is from the annotation of a GenBank genome assembly.
AUGAUGCAAGGAUUAGAAUCUCUCAACUACCAGCAGCUUUCCGGAAGGGCACAGGGGAAGGGGAUAGCACGGGCUGAUGACUUUCCCGGUAUGGUGGGAGCAUCAUCUGGGGGGCUGUCUCAUAGGCUAGCUAUGGAUGAAGGAAGUAUGCUCAUGGGUCAAGGGGAGGCUGGCGUGGAAGGGAUUGCAAGCGGCUCUGGCAUGAGCAGAUUCUUGCAGUACCACCAUAGCCUGGAUCAUUCGACGCUUACCCGCACACUGUCAGGCCACGUCAUCAUGCCGUCUGGCCACAUCAGCAUGUCAGACAGAGCGUACCUGCAGCAGCCGGCCGGUACCUCGUUCCAGAGCCUGCUCACUGCGCCGGAGGAGAGGGGUCUACCCGGCUGGCCUGAGAGAGGUCUAGCCUUCGAUGCCGCCCCGUUGGGUGGUGGUGGUGGUGGUGGUGCGUCCAGUGCGGGCAGUGCGGGCCUGACUGACGCCAUGCUCUGGUCUGCCAGUCUGCAGAGGGAUCUCCGAGCGGCAGGCAGGCUGGGGGGAAUUGCCAGAAUGGAUUCUGGUGAAGCUCUGGCUGGUGGGUCUCAGGCACAGCAGCAUCAAGAGGGGGGUCUCGAGCAGCAGCAGCAGCAACAGAAGCGUCAGGUAGAGCAAGGCAUGGGAGGUGCGGGUGGUGAUGGUAAAACUACUGAGGGAGAGGGUGGGGUGUUGGGCGUUGGUGCGGAUGGGGCACAGGGGGGUGAUGCAGGAGGGGUUGGUGGGGGGACACAGGGUGGAGUGGAGGGGGGCGGUGAGGGGAAGGGGAGUGGAGGAGCAGCAGAGGGGGAGGGGGGAGAUGGUGGAUUGCAGCGGUCGUCGCGGCUGCCCCCUUGGGCGAGGAAGCAGCUUCAGCAGUCAGGGAGAGCCCUCGGGGGCGACCCUUUCCGUGUCUCAUCGCCUCGACUCGCCUCCUCUCCCCAUCUCUCCUCCCAAUUCUCUUCCCCUCUCUCUUCCCCUCACCUGCCCUCCCCCCUCUUCUCACCCGGCCAGCCUUCUCCGUUCUCCUCCCCUUGCUUCUCCCACCUCCCCUCCCCCCGCCUGGCCGAAUUCCAACGCCUCUCCAUCUCCAUCCCCCCCAGCCCUCCCCCCUUCGGCGCACACUCCCCCAUAGGCGCAUACGCGCCCAUGGGCGCGUCCUCCCCCUCUUCCAGAACCCCUGGCUCCUUCCCCUUCCCAGCGCAUUCCCCCCUCUCUGGGGGCUUUCCUUCCGCCAGCCCCACUGCCCCUUCCCUGGCCAAGCUCUCCCCCAGUGUGGCCGCAAGCAACCGCAGCAAGAGGAGGCUCGCCCUGCGCGCCCACCACCUAGGGGCGCAUAUCCCUGGUAGAGGGCGGCACACAGGGGGAAGGGCCCCCGCGCAUGGGGGAUCUCUGGGGUCCCCAAGGGGGAGUGGGCGGAUGGGGCAGCAGAGGAUGAGAGUUCAGGGCACGUCUGGGGGAUUGAGUGUGGGUGGAGAAGGGGUUGGAGGGAUGGGGCACGAGCAGGGGGCGGUGGGUGCGGGGCAGCAGAUGAGUCCAGGGCAGGUGGCGGUGCAUGGGAAUGUGAGUGGCAGCAGCAGCGGCGGUGGCGUUAUCGGUGGCAGCAGGCUGCGACCACAGGCUUCACUGACCGAGUCAGAAGGCAGGGAAGUGAGGGCCUUGUGUCUGGAGCCAUUAACUCGCAGGGGGUCUCUCACCCGGUCUGAAGGAGAGGGCAGCGGAGGCAGUGGCGGCAGCAGGGGCACGGCACUGGCACUGCCACGCAGGAUCUCCAGCAUGGAGGCCACCGGUGACGUGGCAGGACCUGCUGACGUGGAUGGCGGUGCUGACGUGGAUUCCAAGUCGGGUGGCUCUGCUGGCAGCACGCCAAAGCAGCUGCAAGGCGUGUCCAAUCAGGAUCUCUCUCCAUCCACAGGCACUGGCUUCCGUGGCUAUGGCUCUAAGAGCAAGUCGAUUGGUGUCCUGUUUGAGAAGCUGCUUACAGCGAGCGAUACUAGCCAUCUGGGCAGGGUCGUGCUUCCCAAGGUGCCGGCAGAGCGAUUCCUGCCACACGUGGAGAGCAAGGAGGGAAUCCUUAUAAUCGUGGAGGACUCUAUUGGCGGCCAGUGGUGCUUCAGAUACAGGUUUUGGCCCAACAACCGGAGCAGGAUGUAUGUGCUGGAGCAUGCAGGCGACUAUAUUCGCAAGUACGGCCUCACAGCAGGAGACACGAUCAGCUUUCUGCGCUCCGAGUUUGGCCAUCUGAUGCUGAAGGAGCAGAAAGCGCCACCAGCAGUGCUCGCCGCCCCUCCCACCGUCGCCAGCCCAUCCAUCCUCGCUGCCCCCACCACUCCCGCACCCGUCCUCGCCCUCUCCACGCACCCUGUCCCUCUCUCUUCCGUCCCCAUCACCCCUCGAAACACACUCCCUGCCACCGUACCUAUCACCCUUUCGCGAGCCCCUCUCUCUGCUCUUCCUACUGUCUCUAGCAUAACACAGGACAUCCUACCCCAGUUCCCACCUCCCCCCACCACCUCCUCCUUCGGUUUCCUCCAGCACAGACCAGACCUGCGUCCUCAGCCCCACUCCCUCCCUUCCCCACAGUCCCUCCUUCUCUCGCACUCACUCCCUCACACCCACUCCAUAGAUCGCUUUCAGGGGAGUAUCAUGCCGGGAAAUGAGCAGCAGAUAGAAAGCGUCCUGCUUCCUACCCAGGGCCCACUGCCGAUGGACCCCCAGAAACCCUCCUCCGAGAGGCACACGCCCCGCCCUCUCAGGCUGCUUUCCGUGCCUUCCCUGCCUAGGACCCCAACUCUUCCACCUGAGAUUGAUGGGUCGUCUGCUGCUGGUGGGUCCGCAACUGCCACUGAUACCGCUGCUGCUGCUGCUGCUGCUGCUACUGCUGCCACUGCCUCUGCUGCUGCUGCUGCCGCGGCUGCCACCGCCCCUGCUCCUGCUGCUGGUGGUGAUGGCGUUGGUGCUGGUAGGAAUGGAGGUGCGCAGGAGGGUUUCAGGCCCAAUUUGGUGCAGAAAUCGGUGGGUGAGUUGGGAGGACGUAUGGGAGGGACACAGGAGCAGGCACAGAAGGUAGCAGAGGGAGGAGCAGCAGAGGCAAGUAUAAGUGGCGCUGCGAACGUGGACUUGAAGGAGGGUUUCGAAGGGAGCUGGCAGACGGCUGUUGCUAUGGCCCUGCUCCCUGGCGAUCGGGGCUAUGAGGAGCCUACUCGUGGUUUCGGGCAGCCAAGCAGUGGCUUUGAAGACCCUAACCACAGCUAUCACGUGCCGAGCGGCCGCAAUGUGCAGGAUCAGGAGAAUUCUAUUGUUGGCCAGUUGCAGUAUUACGGGGAUUUGGUGGGGGGAAUGGCGAGGGGGGACGAGAAGGAAAUGGAUAGAGGCGGGAGGGCGAUGGAAGAGGAGGGGUUUGCAGUGAUGGGUGCUGGAUUGGGCGAGACGGAAGCAGACCGGCCUGGACACAUGGGAAAUCAUCUGGAUGCCCUUAUGGAGGAUGCAGAGGCGGAGGAGGCAUUGGUCAUGGCUUGCCAAGUCAUGGCUGUCAACCAGGUUGAACACUCGUGCCUGUUGCACGCGCUUAUGCUGGCAGCACGCUUGUCGCAUAAUGUUGUCCAGCUGUCCACGAGCGUCGCAGAGCAGUCUGGCUGCAACUGCUGGUGUCUAUUGCAGGAUCGCAAGUCAUACCGCUCUUCCUCGCCUCCGCCUGUUUUCCGUCGUCGAGCUGUCGCACAUCCUGCUGUCGCUCAUCCUGUCGCCGUAUCAUGA